UUACGACGAAUAAUAAUUACAAUAUAUAAUCACCUUCAGGUCACUGAACAACUAACUCAUGGCAAUGUUGACCUUCUUCCCGAGAUUCACGCGUUGUCCUCUGGCUUGAAAUCGGUCGUUUCAUGGGAAGCCGCUCAGGGCAUCGAGCAAUGUCGUUUGGCCUGUGGUGGUCAUGGAUAUUCGCUGGCAUCGGCAUUCCCCGAAAUCUACGCCUAUUCAGUCGGUGGUUGCACCUAUGAGGGCGAGAAUAUCGUCAUGUUGUUGCAGGUCGCCAGGUUCCUGAUGAAAGCCGCAGAAGAAGUUCGUAGUGGAAAUGCACGACUAGCGACGAUAUGCGCGUACCUGGCGAGACCUGCCAGAGCACAUUCGAAUUUCAACACCUGGCAAACGUAUUCUGACUCUGAUAUAGUGCAAGACUUUGAACAUGUGGCCAGAAAACAGCAGUUUUAUGUUCCAGUCUUCCGUGCAUUUGAUGCCCUGAAACGACACCAACGUGAAACGUCGACUGAGGAGGCAUGGAAUCGCGCCUCAAUCGAGUUGUGCAAGGCGUCUCGAAUGCACGUCCGCCUUUAUCUGAUACGUACGUUCCUGGAAAAAGUCGCUACCGCCCCGGACGCCUCUCUACGAACACCGCUUACCGAUCUCACGCGACUCUACGCUUUCGACAUGAUCACUGCUAGUCAAGGAGAAUUUUUGAAGGGUGGCUACAUGUCGGAAAGUCAAGCGGAAGGAAUUCGAGAUGGUAUUUAUCGAUGCUUGGAGAGACUCCGACCGAAUGCCGUCUCGUUAGUUGACAGCUGGGACUUUGACGAUGCUGAACUUCACUCGGUUCUUGGACGUCGUGAUGGGAACGUCUACCCAGCCCUGCUAGAAUGGGCCCAGAAGAGUCAGCUGAAUAAGACUGAGGUGCUGCCGACGUUCGAGAAGUACCUUUGGACCAAUGAUGAAGGAAGGACGAUCUAA
Ostertagia ostertagi is the source of this 963-nucleotide messenger RNA. The record is from the annotation of a GenBank genome assembly. Lineage: Eukaryota; Metazoa; Nematoda; Chromadorea; Rhabditida; Trichostrongylidae.